Wyeomyia smithii (pitcher-plant mosquito) is the source of this 2813-nucleotide messenger RNA. Its product is annotated as scavenger receptor class B member 1. Lineage: Eukaryota; Metazoa; Arthropoda; Insecta; Diptera; Culicidae. Gene Ontology annotation, cellular component: cytoplasm; membrane. Gene Ontology annotation, molecular function: scavenger receptor activity. Bases 274 to 1875 code for a protein of 533 amino acids. The record is from RefSeq and is a predicted model, not a curated record. The transcript is spliced from 8 exons.
GCGUACGCGCAUGUGGUUCAUUUCUCAUGCGUUACUCUCUUAUAGCAUUUAAUACAUUAUUAACCAUUGAAUCGUAUCCCAAGCAGUUUGUUUCAAUUGACAUUGAAACUUUAUUGAUAGGCACCGGUUUGAUAACAAGCUCGGUUUCUCGGUUUUCAUUUCUUCGAUUGGAGACACAUGGAUGAUACUGGAUUAGCAUAGGUCAAUAUCAGGAAUAUUUUUGCUUCAGACCAAUAUUUUGAAAAGGGUUAGGACAAUAACAAACAAAGGAACAUGUCUUCCAGAAACGAGAUGCACAGUUUUAAGUGCCGUGAUGUAACAACCAUAACAGUAUCAGCAAUAUUUGCAGCCAUCUUUUUCAUUACUGGUUUUUUUAUGAACAAAUAUGAGAUUACACAACUCAUUUUAGACGAUAGAUUAAAUAUGCGCGAGUUCAUGCCUCAUUUCAAAUGGUGGAAAAAUACAUCAGACGUGCUAGUUACAUGUAAAAUAUAUGUCUUCUCUGUUACAAACGAACAACGAUGGAUGGACGGACUAGAUGAGCGUCUCAACUUUGAAGAAAUUGGUCCAAUUACUUAUCGUGAAACACUCGAUCACCUGAACGUCAUAUUUCAUUCCAACAAUUCUACAAUGUCCUACACCUCACGUCGGCAGCUGGUUUUUAUGCCCGAACAAAAUCAGAAUGGAGUUUUAAAUAAAACAAUAGUUGUACCCAACAUUGCUGUUCUAGGAAUGGCAGCGAAAUUGCAAGAUUCAAACUCUUUUGUAAAAUGGGGAUACCGACUGAUGCUUUCGAGUUCUGGAGAUCAAGUUUUCCUCAAUACAACAAUUUACAAUUAUCUUUGGAACCUAACCAGUCCUAUCAUGAACUCGGCUCGAAAAAUUGUACCAUUUAUGGUCCCUUUGGAUAACAUUGGAAUACUGAGUGUGAUGUAUCAGGACUACAGCGAUCGCGUUAACAUCCGCCAUGGAAAACAGCACGGAAACGAACAGUUUUUCAUGAUUAAUACUUACAGAAGUCGCCAAACAGUUCCAGGUUUUAUUCCUGAAAACGGAGACUGCUUUGCAUCGAUAGUAAAUGCAUCUGAAGGAGCUUCUUAUCAACAGAAUCUGAAUGAAAGCUCUGUGCUCAUUUAUUGGCGACGUACGUUAUGCCGUGCAGUUCCGUUGUAUUUUCAGAUGAAAGUGCACCGCGGACCAUUAAUUGGAUACAAAUUCAUAUUACCAGAUGAUUCUUAUGAUCGCUUACCAAAUUCUACAGCAGAUUGUUACAAAGGCCAAAGCGAUUCUCUAGAAAAUGGUAUAACUGAUAUGUCGAAAUGCCUUUUAGGUUUUCCAGUAGCAGCAACCAGUCCACAUUACUUUGCUCGUAAUCUGUCAAGGGCACAGAAAAUAUCUGGAAUGGCACCUAAUAGAGAUAAACAUAAUAGUUACAUAAUUGCUGAUCCUUCUUUUGGAAUUCCGCUUGAUCAAUGUGCACGAACCCAAAGUAAUUUAGUGCUUCCCGAAAUGAGCGGUUUCUCUGACGAAAUAAUGAAAUUUAGUGAAAUGAUCGUACCAAUGUUUUGGAUAGAAUAUCACCAAAGCGAGCUUCCCUUGUACAUAGUUAAAUCAUUGCAGAUAUUUUAUAUUAUCAAAGCCGCCCAGCCGUAUUUACCGUAUUUCUUCUAUAUUUUAUUUACCAUGCUAUUGAUGUUUGGCAUUCGCAGGACACAACAGUUCGAUAUUGGUGCGAACAAAAAGAGCAUUCGUUUGAAAGACAACAACAAUCACAAUAAUAAUAGUAAUGAUGAUAAUAAAAAUAAUAUCAAUCAAUACAAUAAGACCAAUAGGGAAAGAAAAAAUAUUAAUGGAAACAAUGAUUUAUCACUAUAAAAAAGUGAAAAAAGUAAAAACAAAAUCUGUUAUGAUGGCUUAUUGUAUUCAUAGUGUUAUAGACAGAUCAUCGCGUUUUACAUAAUGCCAAGCCUAACCAGUUUGAACAUUCCGUCCACCUACACAAUACUACUCCACUCUACAUAAAAUAUGUAUUUGUUUGUUCUUACAUCAUCUGACACAUGAGUGAUUUUUCUUCUCUGCGUGGACUCAUCACUGCGAUCAGAGACAUUUGAUCAAUUGUGAUAUUGCCCAGGUAUUUUCUGUACCCCGCAAUUCAAAUCAAAUUUCUUUUAGGGCCCAAAACAAUCCUAAACUUAUCAGAAGUCGAUUGAUGUUGUCUCCGCCUGGCGCAUUGCUUUUUAAAUUUAUAUGAAAAUUUGUAUGGAAAACCCGACUUUUUUGCAUUUCUCUUUCUAGUGAGCUCAGUGAUGUGCUACGUUAAAGUAUUUCAAAUGCUCAACAACUUUGCAGAAGACAUUGAAAAUCUAGGAUGUUCCUAAAAAAACUAAAGCUGUUCAAAGUUAAGUAUGUCGAAUUAAAUGCUGAAAAUCACUUUUUCUGCCAACACUACCAGUGUACCGGCUUCAGUAGGAUCUCCAUCAGAAAAAACUUGUUGUAUCGAGCUUAUACACUUAGCUGGACUAAGUAAAAAAAAAUGGUCAAUAUUCAGGGCGCAACGGGGUCAUAAAAAUCUGAUUGACGGCGGUACACUGGUAGUGUUGGCAGAAAACAUGAUUUUCAGCAUUCAGUUCGAUAUAUUCAAUUUUGAGCAGCUAUAGCAUUUUUUAUGGACAUUGUAGCUCCCCGAGUAACACACAAAACAUGUUAGAAAAGAAUGACAAUGACAGUAGUCAUAUAAGAGUACUAUAAGUGCAAUUGUAAACUUUUGUUGUUAUAUUCUUAUUCUCGAGAUGUUCUUUUAUAGCAUAAUUGUA